AGCGAAUUAGAGCCUUGAUAUUUCGAGUUUGAUGAUCGUUUUUCUCUAAACCUUUUCCCGUGUUCUUCUAUAAUCUUUUGUCUCCAAAAAGACUCAGAUAUGAGGGGUAAUCAAGGGAUUUACGUUUUCAGUUUUUGGUAAGGCAUUUUUUCCCUGUAAGUUACAUGACACGUUCUCUAACGCUAUGAUCCGUGUAAUGAAAACAAAAUCUGCCAAAACACAACAUCUGCUAAAACUUCACAGUGUAGAUGGUUAUUCUUCGUAGUUGGACUGAGUUACAAGUCUAAAAUUGUUUUUGUUCUUCUAUUCGAUCUCACAGGCUUCAUGUAUCAAUCGUGGUGUUCUGUUUGGGGAGACAAGGGCAAAGUUCUCGUCCAUGUAAGUAGUAUCCGACAGUAAUGUAAGUUACGAGCGCUUGAACCAUGAUCAAAUCUGAACAAAAGUCAUUCUGUUUUAUCUUUGAAUAGAACCUUCUUCACUUAUCAGUAGCAAUGAUAAAAACCGUCGAUAUAUCUCUUCAGACCGACGGAUUAAAAAAAAUGGUGUGUUUAACUUUAUCAAAAACUCAAACAUUGCGUGUAACCUCCAUGAGGAGCGUUGAAGACCAAACGGAAAUAUCCCACUCGAAAUUCUGCCUAUGGAGGGAAUACUUCAUUGAUGCGGGAAUUUCGCUGAUCCAUUUUUUUCAUAAUACAUGUUUUUUUCCGUUCGACCGCUCAAAUAUGCAAAUUUUGCCGGACUUUGAGUUCAUCUCACGUUAGAACGACACAAAUACGCAAGGAAAUUUUUAUAGUAACUUUAUAACCAUCCUUUUGUCUUUUAAAAGCUAGAAGCUCAGUUGAUUCUGUCUUAUCGGUCAUUGUUAAAACUGUCUUUGUUUUGAUGCUACUUUUCGACAUAGAAAAAGUAUGUCGGACAAAAAUAUUCAUCAAAAAAUAAAUUUUUAUUUGCCAGCUUCAAUAACGACAGGGGAUUAAUUUUAGAUGAUAAAACAAAGGAUUAUGUUGACGGAAAUACCGGAGGUCAAAUAAAUUCGUUACACGAGGUCUCACAACUCGGGUAAUAUUCACGGUCAAAAUUUGCAUAUUUGAGCGGUAGAACGAAAAAAAUCAUUUCUCGAAAACUAAAAUAUAUUUCACAAAAAAACUACACCACAAUUAUUAGGACAUAUUGGGCUACAAAAUACGAAAGUAGGGGAGAAAACGAAUUCUGGGCGACUUGCCACAAUAUUUCAAAUUUGUUCGAUGGAUGCUGACAUCCUCUCUUAAGGCGCAUAUAAAUAAUCCACGGCAUGAUCAAAAGAGGAAGUCGGUGACGAAUUCCGGUUUGUUUGCGUAAUUGUUGGCGCGUUCCUAUUUGUUCGCGUAAUUUCCUCUGGAAAAUCAAGUAGUGCGAACACAUCAGCACGGACGUGCUCGGUGAUUGCAAGAAAUUUCUUUCGAAGGAAAGAAGAGUAUUAACGCGGAAAAGAACGAAAAUGUCGAAUUACCUCACACACAGGUAUUUUGUGGUAGAUUAUGUGUGUUGUGCGAAUAAAUGUAACCAAAAAUAAACUGUAUUUGUGCCACGGAUACCUGUUAGUACAAAAUGCCGACAGCAGACAGCAAACUGCAGACCGGAUACAAAAUAUAGACUGCAGACUGCAGAGUGGGUACAAAAUGUAGACUGAGAAUCUGAAGAGUUUUUACGUCUGGCAUAUAAUAGCAUGUCAUCUUACAGCUUACCGAGCGGCACGCAAUCGCUUUUCCGCUAUCAGCCUUCACGAUUAUUUGCACUAUUGUGGAAAAUUCGUGGCCCAUAUCUUGAUGAAAAUCGAUCGUAAUAAAAUUUCAAGCCUUCAAUAUAGUCCUCUUACUUUGCGCACGAGUUAGUUAGUGUGAUGUCUGUACAGAUUUUACCAACGUAAUAAAAGUAUGUAACGUGAAUAACAGUGAUGGUAAAGCAUAAGGAAGUUUUGAGAGGUUCAAAACCAUGGUACGUGUGGAGCACUGAAUUGCAAUACACUUAAACAAGUUUCUUCUCUCAAUAGCAUUGUCAAAGAACCACAAACAGACACUACCUCCCGUCACCACAAAUGCAAAGACACUUCCCUCCACCGCAAUCCCUACGAUAACUACUGCCACACCUUGCUUACCCAAUCAAUUUCAGUGCAGCGACGGCAGUUGCAUAAGAAAGACAUGGCGAUGUGAUGGCUCGCUUGACUGUUUGGACCAUUCCGAUGAAGAGAAGUGUCCAUGUAAAUCAUCUCAGAUGACCUGUGCUAAUGGAGUGUGCGUUAAUAAGCUUUGGAUUUGCGAUGGGGCAGACGAUUGUGGGGAUAACUCAGACGAACAGAACUGCAACGCACCAACAGCUCCAUCAGGUAAAGUAUUGGGUUGUUUAUGUCGUGAUAUUUUUUUCGAUUUUUUGCUGCUGUUUGUACUGAUACAGAAUCGCAAUAACAAAACAAAACACCUGUAG
Messenger RNA from Pocillopora meandrina, 2460 nucleotides. NCBI's taxonomy places the organism in Eukaryota, Metazoa, Cnidaria, Anthozoa, Scleractinia, Pocilloporidae. The record is from the annotation of a GenBank genome assembly.